Messenger RNA from Australozyma saopauloensis, 2022 nucleotides. RefSeq names its product Yvc1p (gene YVC1). Bases 1 to 2022 code for a protein of 673 amino acids. Lineage: Eukaryota; Fungi; Ascomycota; Pichiomycetes; Serinales; Metschnikowiaceae. The transcript has a single exon. The record is from RefSeq and is a predicted model, not a curated record.
AUGCCGCUGUCAGAAUCGGGUGAUGCACUCAUUUCGACGUAUCCAAUUAGUCCGCAGGAUUGCGCCAAUCCAUACCAGAUCCUUCGAAUUGCUCUCAAUCUCAAGAAACUCAUCGACGAGGUUGUCCCCACAGUAUUCGACACCAAAGAUAUUACAGACUCCCAUUCGCCUGUUCUCAAUGCCAAUGUGGUGAAGUUGGCGUAUCGUGCUGCUGGUGGAAAGGGUAACGGUAAAGAGGGGUCGCUGUCUUACAAGUACCGCGCGUGUCUUGUCUUUGCUCUUCUCAAGGUCACUGGAUGGUACUGGGAACAGUCUGAGUACGAAUUGGCAGACAACGAGUUAUACUCGCUACGUGCUGUUGCUGCCCAGCGCUUGGCUGUGCUUAUCAUAGACGAUAUUGCUGCACAGGGAGUCGCUGUUUCUGCGGACGAACGGUACUUGUUCUUGGGACUUCUCUGUCAUAGAUACUCGAUCCGGGCAAAUGAUGGGAACUCGGAGCCGGUCAGCGCAUUGGAGUUGGCUGUUGAUAUGCACUCGACCAUUGUUAUAGGCUCAUCUGGCUACCAGCGCUGUAUCAAGUGGCUCUGGCGCGGGUGGAUUGUUCAAAGCGCAAAGGAUCCACAUCUGUACGUUCUUUAUGAGGGGGUUGCUUCGCCUAGAUUCUUGGACCAUUUUGAUCCUGCUCGUGUCAAAACUCCUGCCUACCAGAAUAUCCUAGAAAUCUUCUUCAGUGUGUGUUAUCUUAUCUUGUAUUCGAUCAUUGUUAACUUCAAUCUGGUGGAGGUGACGGGAAUCGAUUUUUUUGAAGGCAUAUUUUAUAUCUUCACUCUUGGCCAGGUCUUCGACGAAGCGACCAAAGUUUAUCAUGUUGGUUGGCGCUACGUUGGCUUCUGGAAUGUCUUCAACGAUAUCAUGUACAGUGUUAUCAUCGUCUCUGUUGCUUUUAGAUUCGUCUCUCUCUCAUCUCAUGGCCCAAUGCGUGAUCAUUAUGACGAGAUGAGCUUCCGUAUAAUGUCAUGCGCUGCCCCACUAAUGUGGUCUCGUCUCUUGCUCUUCUUAGACGCUGAGCAGUUCGUUGGCGCAAUGAUUGUGGUGAUUAAAACUAUGAUGAAGGAAUCCAUCAUUUUCUUUGUUCUUUUGGGUGUCGUAAUUAUUGGCUUCUUGCAAGGUUUUAUGGGUCUUGAUGCCCUGGAUGGUAAGAGCGAAGCAACUCGCCGAAUCUUAACAUCCUUAGUGAAUGCAGUCAUUGGUGAGUCUGGAUUUUCUGAUGUCAAAAACUUGGUACCCCCAUAUGCUUCAGUGAUGUACUACAUCUACUCUUUCCUCCUCACUGUUAUUCUUAUGAAUAUUCUUAUUGCUUUGUAUUCGUCAGCGUACGCAUCGAUUGUUGAAAAUGCGACAGACGAAUCAUUCGCUUUGGUGGCACAAAAGACAUUACGUUAUGUCCGUGCUCCUGACACUGACCUCUAUGUUCCACCUUUCAACAUUAUCGAAGUCUGCAUUUACCCUUCGAAGUACUUCAUGGCAAAAAAGAGCUUCCGUCGUCUCAAUUACUACAUAAUGUUGGUGAUUUACUUUCCCAUCUUGGUGUAUAUUGCCUAUGACGAGUUGUCCAAUGCCCGAAGAGUUCAAUACAACAGGUAUAAAGGUGUACCUGAUGAUGCAAAUGAGGUAGAUACUGAAUGGGAUCUUACCGACGGGUUUGAUGAUGAUCAUUCAGGUUCUGAUUGGGAGGGAAUUCGGAAUAGAUCCAGCGAAAUUAACGAAGGCUUGAGAGAGCAAAGAGCAGGGGAACGUGAGGAUCCAGAAUUCUCUAUUGAUAUGUUUAAGUUCCAAAAUGAUAUUCGUGCGGUUGCGCAGCCCGUUGCUGAAGCCAACCUGAAAGGCAUAAAAUGGGAGCUCUACGAAUUGUAUCGGAAGAUUGAUAAAUUGACUACAUUAGUGGAGACUGUGGUUGAGGAAAAUGCAGAGCUCCGGGAAAAGCUAUCCAAGAAGAACAGCGACACCGAUUCAAACAAUUAA